Messenger RNA from Actinia tenebrosa (Australian red waratah sea anemone), 1967 nucleotides. RefSeq lists its product as uncharacterized. Gene Ontology annotation, molecular function: hydrolase activity, acting on carbon-nitrogen (but not peptide) bonds, in cyclic amidines; zinc ion binding. The record is from RefSeq and is a predicted model, not a curated record. NCBI's taxonomy places the organism in Eukaryota, Metazoa, Cnidaria, Anthozoa, Actiniaria, Actiniidae.
AUUCAGCAUAUAUUAAGGGAUUGGAAAAUGCUAAGCAAGCAAAUGACUAUUACAAGAUCAUACCAAUUUGCAGCAAUCAUAAUGUAUAUAUUGGUCACAAAAAUAAGGGAAUUUCCCACUAAAGAAGCUUCUUGCAAAAUUUUCUAGAAUUCAGCACAUAUUAGGGAAUUGAAAAAUGCCAAGCAAGCAAAUAAAGUGAUUAUUGAAGUUUGAGAAUUCAUUCGAUGUCAUCAACUUAAGAUUAAUCCUGAGAUUCGCACCAAUAUAGGAAAUGAUGAUAAGUCCUCGUUUUUGUAGCGCCUUCUUCCACGUACCUGAAAUACGCUUUGGAACUCAAGAUAUAUGUAGAAAACACUGCCUGCACCCAUCAUGCAUCAUUGGCCAACAAAAAAACCCUAAAAGCCAACCACGAACAGUCGACGCGCUUGUUGUGAUAAAAAGCGGAACAACUGAAAUAGAAUCAUUCAUGUAUACCAACCAACCUGGUUUAUCAACAACAAAACAUGCAGAGGAAUUUUUCUAUGAAGAUGUUAAGUGUGGAAGGCUUAGUAAUACUCUCUAUGUUUGGAGGUCUGUUUAUGAAUGUUUAGAGAUAUGCAUGUACAUAACAUAUCAGCCCUGUCAUUUUUCCACGAGAAAGACACCUGGCAAAAGUUGUAGUAGUCAGAUGGUCAAGCUUUAUGAAGAUGUUCUCAAGCCAAUGAAUAUUAAGUUUGUUAUAAAACCAACAUUAAUUUAUAAGGCUUAUUGGAAUCCAAGCACCGCCAAUUUUAAAACCAGGCAAGAAAUUUUACAAGCGAAAGAUGGUAUCCGAAAAUUGUUUGCAGCAGGGAUUGAUAUUCAAGCAAUGGAGGAAAAGGACUGGAUAUUUCUCAGGAAUACACUAUGUCAAACAUCAAGAAUUUUAUACAACCCCUAUGAAGGGAGUGAGAGGGAGAAACUGGAUGCCUUUAUCAGACAAGAAAUAAUCUUCGAAUUGAUGAACUGUGUUCAAGAUGCAGACCAAGAAGCAAAAGUGAUAUUGUCAUUAGCACAGAAAAACAUUGAAACAAUGGUAGCAAGAAAACAAACAUUUCACACAUCGAGAAGAAUAAGAGCAUUAUCUUAUGGCAGGUCACAUUUGCAGCAACUUAAGAUAGAGACGCUAAAACAUUUAGAAACUUUGAGGUAUUAUUUCUUUCUUAUGAGGUCAUCUUUGCAUUACAUGCAAUUAAGGACAAGAAUCCAUGAUUGCAGGAGUAAUCGCAUGCUUCAACGUAUCCAUUACAAUCAAAAAAAUAUGCUGAAGCAUUUGCAACUCGUGCAUGAUGGUAAAGAGAAAAUCUUAAAUCUCAUGAACGAAAUACGGAGUAAAACCUAGUGCAGGGUAGAUGUAUCUAAAUCCGAUUAAUACAUCAGUAGCAUAUAUAGAAUUUCAAAGUGUGUGUAUUGUUGAAGUUUAAUAUGCAUUCUUUACUUUAUCUUGGUAUUUGUGAAGAUAUAGACAUCGAUACGAGGCUAACACUGUGAAAACGAGACUGUAAUCAAGGAACGCAGUGGUAAUUUGAAACGCGAAAACGGUCUAUUAUUUUAUUUUAUUUUAGCGAUUAUCGGUGAAUAUUUACCAAGUUUAAGAUCCGUAGGUCUUAGACCAGCGGUUUUAGUCCACGUAAUUAGAUUCUAAAUUCGUUCACUUCAGUUUUAUUAUUUGGGAUCGGAAAGGAUUAUCACGAAGUAAGGAAAGAAUUUGUUCUUUUCCCCCUUUUAAAGGCUAUAUAGAUAUCAGUAACAUGUUGUAAUGUUUCAUAAAACCGCCUAGAUGAAUCGUAUAGGCCAACUGCAGAGAAUUAAUGGAGUAACAAGAAGGAAUUGUAAAGGUUUUUAGCAACGAGUCGGACAGAUUUUCUGAAGUCAUCCAAUAAAUAAUAUUUGUUUUGGUUCAUGAUGAUGAGUAUUCGUUGAUCCGGAAUAAACAGAUCCCACACCGA